AUGUACAAAUUUUCAACUAUUUAUUUAGCUUUAUUUUGGAUCUUUUCUUGCCUGGAUGCAGCCUACCUCUACCAUUCACAUGGUGCCUCGCACUCCAAGAGAGAUGAAAAGAAUCCCUUUCAAUUCAGACUUUACAACCAUAAUAUUAGGUAUGAUGCUCCAAAGGUAGUCACCGACGAAAAGCCCUGGGGCCAGCGUAGAGAUGCUUGUAUAGCCUCAAUACAAUCCCGUUGCGCGGAUGCAGAAACUCCUACCAUUGUCACCCUUCAAGAGGUAUUGGUCAAUCAGCUUAAUGAUAUCAAAUAUGGAUUAAAUGGGAACGUGUAUUCUCGUCCUUGGGCACAUUUUGGCACAGGACGUAAUGAUGGCGCUUUUGGAGGUGAGUUUUCUCCCGUUUUAUACAACACCGAAAUCUGGGACUUGGUUAAUGGAACCCAAAGAUGGAUUAGUUAUACCCCGGAUGAACCAACUUACUUUCCAAACACAGAACAUAAAAGAGUUAUCACCCUUUGCACUUUUACCCAUAAGAAGACUGGAGUUGGUAUUAAUGUAAUCAAUACUCAUUUUGAUCACAAAUCUAGUGCUUCAAGAAACUAUGGCGCAGGAUUAAUUUUGAGAUAUACAAUGGAAUUCGGAAAUAAUUAUCCAACUGUAGUUGGUGGGGAUCUUAACUCGGAAAUGACAGACCCUGCUUAUCUUCUACUUGCAGGAGCAUUAGACAGUGCUGCUGAGGUUGCUUCGAGAUCCUACAAUAAGCAAUUAUCUACCGCUUCUGGGUUUUCACCAAAGAAACGAGGAACAACAAUUGAUUUUAUAUUUGCAACCAGAGGAAAUAUUGUCACUAAUCAAUAUAAAGUGUUGCAGAACGCUAUGGAUGAUAUCUACAGGUUCAGUGAUCAUAGACCUAUUAUUGCUGAUUUCACUAUCUAG
Hemisphaericaspora subhashii is the source of this 930-nucleotide messenger RNA. Its product is annotated as endonuclease/exonuclease/phosphatase family protein. Gene Ontology annotation, molecular function: 3'-5'-RNA exonuclease activity. The transcript has a single exon. NCBI's taxonomy places the organism in Eukaryota, Fungi, Ascomycota, Pichiomycetes, Serinales, Debaryomycetaceae. The record is from RefSeq and is a predicted model, not a curated record. Bases 1 to 930 code for a protein of 309 amino acids.